Molecule: messenger RNA, 870 nt
Organism: Opisthorchis viverrini
Lineage: Eukaryota; Metazoa; Platyhelminthes; Trematoda; Opisthorchiida; Opisthorchiidae
Exons: 5
Coding region: 1-870 (289 amino acids)
Source: RefSeq, a predicted model, not a curated record
AUGGCCCAAGUGGUUAGAGCGCGAAGGUCCGGAAGGUCCGUGGUUCGUACCAGACCUCUGUUUUCCGACUUCUCCUGUCUAGGUUUGGGCAACUUGGCAGUAUCCCGUCCCUCGUGCAGCCUUCGGGUGGCACGGCAGUUGACGGAAACUCGGGGACUGCGCCUUCCUGAUGAGCCCCAAGAAGGGCGAAACCGGUCGUGGGCCGUCGAAGAGUUUUCAGCAACCUUGAUUGCGAGGCUAACGGAGGAAAAUCGGAAGCUUCUGCAACAAAUGUCGGAGUUACAGAGACAGUCUGUUACGUCGAAUAACACCGCCACAUAUAACGGAAAUGUGAUACAGCCUAACCUUCGAGCAUUUGUAGACAGCCUGGAAAAUGAACUUUUCGAGGAAAGAACAAAUUCCGCUCGUCAGGCUGCUCAGCAUCGCUAUGAACUCCAACGACUUCGCACUGAUCUGGAUGCAGCCUAUGCAAGUCAGCGGAGCUUGUACGAACGAAUAGAUCAGUUGACAACUGAGUUGAAGCUAAUCAAAAGAAACGGUGGUUGUCGAUCAUUUUCGUCCGACCGAUUCAACAGAAGAAGCUGUAGCUUGGAUCUUCGCGAUGGUAAUUCCUCAAACUUCCUCCGUCGAAGCAUUUCGCCAUUCGUACACGCCUCACGCAGAACGGGCAGUGUCAGUCCCAGUUACCACCGACCAAGUGCUUCCCCGGUCUCUCAGACUCAUCGCUACAUGCUUGCCACAUCUAGCGGCAGCCACUUUACAUCUCGAGCAAACAGCGCGUUUUCACCUACCGCGCGCCCCCGGCGGCUAUCAUCAUCGGAACGACAAUAUCAGGUGGCGUGUUCAGUGACUGCAUGUCCAUUAGCAUGA